AUGUUGAAACGAAUGAUUCAUCCUUCCUCAUCGUGGUCGGCUUGUUCCUCGCAAAGGUUCUUGUUGAAGAGCCUAGUAGCCACUACUAGCAAUAACAACAACAAUAGCAGUAUGAAUGGAGCAAUGGUUUCCGUGCUGUAUAACAAUAAUUAUCACAAUAACAACAACAAUAUGAAAAACUACCAUACAUCAUCAUUCAUGAACGCUUUGGAGACUACACUUUCAGGAAACAAACAAACCAAAUACCACAUCAAUACUCACGUGGUAACUCCAAACAAGCGUAAAUUCCCACUCAUCAACCCCGAGAAAAUUAACAAAAUGGCUCUUGCCAAAGCACUCUCCACAAAUAUUGCUACAGGUACCAAGAAAGUGAUGGAGGCCACCAAGUCGGUCAUUCCAUCAUUUGAAAUUCAACCAGAAGCAAUGGUAAAAAGUUUAACAACAGGAGAAUUUACAGAGAUGAUUAAACUUCAUCCAUACUUGUUUAAUUGUACUCCCAGAAAGGACCUUUUAUAUUUGAUGGUCAAGUGGCAAUUAGCAAAGAGAAGACAAGGUACUCACAAAACAAAACAUCGCUUUGAAGUUGCCUUCACUAAGAAGAAAAUGUCUCCACAAAAGGGUACUGGUAAUGCCAGACACGGAGAUCGUGCUGGUCCACAAUUUAGAGGAGGUGGUCAUGCAAUGGCAAUCCGUCCUCGUUCCUAUGUUUAUCAUCUCAAUAAGAAAAUUAGAAGACUUGCUUUGCGUAUGGCCCUCACAACAAAAUAUCAACAAGGAAAGUUGAUUGUUGUUGACAAUUUUUCUGUUGAAACCUUCAAGACUAAAUACGUUGCUGGACUCAUUAAGAAUACAAUUUUCCCAGAUGCUGAUUCCCAUCCAAAGGAAUUGAAAGAUAGAGGAGUGUUAUUGAUUGAUGGCGAGACCACAAAUGAAAACUUUGCAAAGGGAUCAUUCAUUUUACACUAUGCAGAUUACAUGAAUGUCAAUGGUUUGAAUGUCUAUGACAUGCUAAGGAGAGAAAAACUUGUUCUUUCCAAGAGCGCAUUAGAAGCUCUCAUGAAAAAGUAUGACAAGUAUAUUAAGGCUGAAUAUUAUUAA
Naegleria lovaniensis is the source of this 1098-nucleotide messenger RNA. RefSeq lists its product as uncharacterized. The transcript has a single exon. Lineage: Eukaryota; Heterolobosea; Eutetramitea; Acrasida; Naegleriidae. Gene Ontology annotation, biological process: translation. The record is from RefSeq and is a predicted model, not a curated record. Gene Ontology annotation, cellular component: ribosome. Gene Ontology annotation, molecular function: structural constituent of ribosome. The coding region runs from base 1 to 1098 and encodes 365 amino acids.